Drosophila persimilis is the source of this 1004-nucleotide messenger RNA. RefSeq names its product ras-related protein Rab-34 (gene RabX5). The transcript has 6 exons. Gene Ontology annotation, molecular function: GTP binding; GTPase activity. Lineage: Eukaryota; Metazoa; Arthropoda; Insecta; Diptera; Drosophilidae. The record is from RefSeq and is a predicted model, not a curated record. The coding region runs from base 121 to 984 and encodes 287 amino acids.
UGUAAGAUAGCCUCGAGUACCUUGAGCAUAUCAUAGCGACCAAGUUCAAGCCGCCCCCGCUGACGACAACGACGACCAAGUUUGUGGUUUUGUGGCGCAGUCGAUGACGCCGACUUUCGGAUGUCGACGCGUUGUUUAGUUGAAAUAGAAACGUUAACAAUGCCUCAUCUACUACGGCAAUUGCCCGUUUCCCCCACGGCCACAAUGCACGAUACACGGACAACACUGCGAAACCUGCCUCCGGCCUACAGUCCCGCACAGACGCCACAUAGCCGGGAGAAGGAUUUUGCCCCACAGGUGCGCUAUCAUUUGGAGCUGCCACGCAAGCCAAAGUUCCGGCCCUGCAAGGUCAUCUUUGUAGGCGACUGCUCCGUUGGCAAAACGGCCAUAGCCAAUCGCUUCUGCUAUGACAAGUUUCAGUCCAAUUACAAGGCAACAAUUGGUGUGGACUUUGAGCUGGAGAACUUUAAUAUACUUGGCCACAAUUACAGCCUGGAGAUGUGGGAUACGGCCGGACAAGAGCGCUUCAAGUGUAUUGCUGGAGCCUAUUAUCGCAAUGCAAGAGUGAUUGUCGUGACCUAUGACAUGUCGAGACGCGAUACCCUGGAUUCGGCCAAGAAAUGGCUUGCCAGCGCACUCAACUACAAUACAAGCCAGAGACCAUUGGUCUUUCUAGUGGGCACAAAGGCAGAUCUCUUGACAAAGGAGGAAUUCAUGCGUAUGGAGCGAUUGGCGGGCAACGCAGCCGCAGAAAUUCAGGCGGAGUAUUGGUCCGUAUCGGCGCGUUCCGGCUUUAAGGUGACGGAGCUGUUCCAACGGAUAGCUGCAUUGGCCUUUGAGGAGGCAGUGAAGCAGCAGCUAGGAUCCCUCAAAGGCACAACACAGGAACAGGCGACGCUGGCAUCUGUGAAAUCGCAAACAUUUGAUUUACGCAGCUAUUUCAGUAGUCGCUUUUCAAGACAAAAAAGUGGAUGUGCUUGCUAGCCUUCACAAUUUUAAGUUAA